This is a messenger RNA of Helobdella robusta, 216 nucleotides long. RefSeq lists its product as hypothetical. The annotation marks the transcript as partial. The record is from RefSeq and is a predicted model, not a curated record. Lineage: Eukaryota; Metazoa; Annelida; Clitellata; Rhynchobdellida; Glossiphoniidae. The transcript has a single exon.
UGUGCAAUAUGUCUCGAUACUUUCGUAAAAGGAGCAUAUGUACACAAAUUGCAUUGUGGUCACCCAUAUCAUGAAAGGUGUAUACAAAAAUGGAAGAAACAGAGAACCACCUGUCCAACAUGCCGAUUUGAAAUGCGGGAUGAAUUCAGUGCAAGAAGCGUCAUUACCAUUGAAAAGAAAGAAAACGACAGACAAUUUGUUCAGAUUGAGAUUCUC